Strongylocentrotus purpuratus (purple sea urchin) is the source of this 468-nucleotide messenger RNA. RefSeq lists its product as uncharacterized. Bases 1 to 468 code for a protein of 155 amino acids. Lineage: Eukaryota; Metazoa; Echinodermata; Echinoidea; Camarodonta; Strongylocentrotidae. The transcript has 3 exons. The record is from RefSeq and is a predicted model, not a curated record.
AUGGCGAUAUCACAAACUCCGGUCCUGGAGAUCAGUAUCAUCACCAAGGGUCUCAAGACGUUCGAGAUCAACUUCUGCAUCGCCGAUAACUUGGGACUGAGACAAAUAUCCUGUAAAAUCAUGGCACCGAUUGAUCUGGACGGCAUCUGGAAAAACGUCAAGAACGAGAAUCUGGACAAUUCCUCAAGAAAGGGAGACGUCUUCAAAAUCAUCACCAAGGGCCUCAAGACGUUCGAGACCAACUUCACCGUGGGGCAGGAGUAUACUGACAGGAACCCGCUGAACGACAAAGAGCCGAGUACGUACCUGCCGAUGUGGGACGGAGACAAGCUACGCACGGAGAAACAAGAGCCAUCCAGAUUCGAUUCACUUGUCCGUGAGUUGAUCGACGGUCAAAUGGUCCAAACACAGACCGUUGGAACAGGAGACAAAGCUGUGGUCUGCAAGAGGAUCUUUGCCAAGAAGUAG